AUGGAGAAAAGGAAUCUGGAGAAAUCGGACGCCAGAGUGGAGGAGAAAGAAGAGACGGCUGUCCAGGUGAGGCCGCGGAACAGAGAACCCUCGCGGCGGUGUGGCGCUCCCCCCAGAAGAACGGCAAGAAGAGAGAAGAGCGGCGAGUCGAGUGCUUUCCUCUUGUUUCUGGUAUUAACCCAUUCAUUGACGCCACCGAUGGAGACUCCGAAGUCCUCGGUGAGGACACUCUUUGAUCCAAUGGUCGGCGAGUUUUGUGCCGACUUUGACAUCACUCGCCUCAAGGCUUUCCUUGAACCCAAGCUUAGGUAAAUGAUUUUGAAAUCUGUUGAUUCGUCAGUUUUUUUAAUUCCAAAACUUUUUCUUUGCGGAAAUCGAUUUUUUUGACUGAUAACGUGACUUCUUUUGGUUGAUUUGAUUAAAAACAUAGUGCCAUUAACAAAUCCAAACUUAAAUUUGUUAAUCCAGAUAUCGAAAUGAUGCCGCCCUGGCUCACUUCGCCUACAAAUCAAUGCCCCAAGAAACCACCGUGAACAUGUUGAUGGUCUCCAGCCAGCACAUGAACCCGAUGAGAGGCCAAGCCCAACCUGCAGACCCAUCUCUCCUUGAUUAUGAUGCUAUUGAUGCUUCCUGGAGAAGAGAUAUCGAAUUGGAAAAAGGGAUUGGCGCUUUGGACACUUCCGGGUAUAAUGGAUGCACAGAUCAAGGAUGUUCAAGCUCAGGUUUGGACACAGCUUCAGAUCAAUUCCAAAGAGAUUUACAGAUCUUGACACAGAAAAGUGUUCUUGGCGUAAGUUUGGGUUUAUUACACAUCGGACAGAAAAUUGGGGUGCUAAUUUAGUCCAAGGAUAAUUUACAAACAAAGUAUUGCGGGAGUUUGGCAUGACAACUGUAGUCGAACCAGGUCCCAUGAAGGUCCUGGUUGUAGGCCAUAUAAACACAAUCCACCUCGGGUUCAUUUGGUUGACUGGAAUCCCAGUUUAAAUAAUGAACUGGAUUAGAAUCACUCCAUUCGUAAGAUCCCUCGGUAUCUCUGACCUUGUUUAAUCCAAUCCAGAUAUUGUUUUCUAAAAAGUAUUACAAUUGCUUACGACAUUUUCCUCUUACUUUUUCGUAAUUUGUGAACAAAAUCGUUCUCGGCCAAAUCUUUGAUCGAAACUAGAUGGGCCCCCAAUUCCCUACAGAAAUUCUCGGCUGGAAUCCACAUUAAUUCCUCUUGGAACAGGCGAUACCAGUGGCCAGCAUACAUUUUCCAUCCCUGAGUAAUAUGAUCCUUGUUUGUCUUACCUCAUUUUACCUGGUUCAUGAGAUUUGAGACUGUCAGAAUCCUCAACUGCUUCUCUAGUUUGGUAUCAAAACGUGUAACAUUUUUUAAGUCUGCGGGAAUAACCGUAUCGAUGUACUGACAGUGAGCGUAGCAGGAGAGAAAUGUGAUUAGAGCGAUCAAUUUCAUCGGAAAGGAACAAAUUUUAGACUGAUAAAGUGAAAAGGCUCUCGAUUAAGUCCUGAUAAACAAAUAUUAUCACCAUAAUUUUCGAACAAAGCGAAAGUGACGUUGUCAUUUUUUCAGACAUUAUCAACUGAAGAGACCUUCCAAUAUGAAGAUCUGGCCAAAGCCCAAUUCGCCGACUUUUACCAUCAGAUUCCCAAUGUCCAGAAGACCAAGAGUCGAACACCAGAAUGGCUUUCUCCCACAAAUAUGGCCAAGGCUUUGGGAGAUCUGCAAGAUCCCUCAGAGUGCUUCAAUAAUCUCAAAGAUACUCCCCAUUCAUCCAGUUACAGUGAUCUUACUCUUUGCCAAGAACAAAAUAUGUUGGUAAAUGACGUCAAUCUGGGUGUGGAAAGAGAAGUGUCGGACGUGGAGGAAGAAGAAUUACCCGAGGAAUUCAAAGACUUUGACACUUCCACUUCUCUUAAUCUGUCGUGGAGUGAGACUUCCCAAGUUCUUAAUGAUGAACAAGUCAGGGCCGAUCUUGGAGAUGGUAUGUUUAUAUUAGAAUUCGGAAUUUCUAUGUGUAUGUUUACUAAGACGUGAUUUUUUAGCAUAUUGGCUUCACGAAUUCGAAGGUAUGGAAAUGCUGGGUGAAUUCCAAAACUAUUUCAACGAAGAUGAGGAGGAUUCUGAAUCCAGAGAAUCAAGUCCAGUUCCAGAUGUUGGUCGGGUCGAAGAGGUACAUCAGUGUGAAAUGGAGAGAGAUAUGACUCCAUCCAGUGGGUAAGUGUAUUAAUUAUUGUCCUUAUUCUUUAAGAAUUGGGUCAAUGCGUUCAUCUGGUUCUUCUCCUUCCCAAAACGACGAGGUCGGUGUAUCAGACAUCGAGAACAGACAUUAUCUCCACUCUCGAGUCUACAACAAACUCGCUCCAAUGGUCAGACACAGUCAUUCUUCUGUUUCUUCGGAGUCUUCGUUUGAUUUUGACACUGUCAGGUUUGGAAAAAAUCGACUGAACUCAAUGUUUGGACCCUCUUCCAUCCCUCGUCCGUUAUCCGCACAAAACGGAGGAAUUCAGCAAAGAAAGAGAGGGCGCCAAUCCAAAGACGAACAGCUUGCUAUGGAGAAUGCUCUGCCUGCAUCGGCCGAGGAAUUUGCGGCCAUGACUCAUAUGGAGAUCCAGAGAUUUAUGAGGGAUCCCAGCUUGACUCCACAACAAAAGGCUCUUAUCAAGAAGAUCAGAAGAAGAGGUUCGUAGUCUUUUAUAAUUAUUAGCUAGGUGGGAGUGGGAAAGGGAAGUCCCGAAUGUGGCCCGGGUUACGGUAACGAGUUCUUUGCUGGUAGUUGUAACCAGUGAAAAAUACAGAUGUCUAAUUUUUGAAUGCCAAUUAUAAUAUUGGAGCAUGUAGAAAAGUAAGCCCUCUUUUUGUGUAAAGGGCAAUACGUUGAGAUAAUUGGAAAUGAAUCGCAAAUUAUUCAUGUUGUUUUGUUUAGGGCGGAACAAGGUGGCGGCCAGAAAGUGCAGAGAACGUCGCACUGCGGAUGGGCCCAUGGAAAACGAGGUCCAACCCUCGACCUCCUCGAACAGCCUCCUCAAUGACCCCUCCAAUUUGAGCUUGUUUGACUAUUAG
Messenger RNA from Bursaphelenchus xylophilus (pine wood nematode), 3061 nucleotides. The record is from the annotation of a GenBank genome assembly. NCBI's taxonomy places the organism in Eukaryota, Metazoa, Nematoda, Chromadorea, Rhabditida, Aphelenchoididae.